Acaulospora morrowiae is the source of this 371-nucleotide messenger RNA. The record is from the annotation of a GenBank genome assembly. NCBI's taxonomy places the organism in Eukaryota, Fungi, Glomeromycota, Glomeromycetes, Diversisporales, Acaulosporaceae.
UUUUGUUGGAAGAAGAAGUUUGUGAAGAUGCAAUAAUAAAUCCUAAAGAUAGAAGUGUUGUUCUUGAAGGAUUUAUAACAAAAGAAAAUAGAGUUAUUGAAGUCAUCAAAAAUCCAAACGUACGUACAGAAAAGAUUGCUGAACCAUUGGAAAAGCAAGAAUAUAGGAUUCCCGCACCUAACCCUGGCCUUGACAAACUCGUGAUGGUUGAAUCACAGAAUGUAUCUCAAAAGUCUUCCUACAAAACGACGCCUGAUAGAAUGGCUCUCAUAGAACUACUAAAGAGAGAAAUUGCAAAGAAGUCUGCUCAGGUACAAAAAAAAGAAGUUAUGAAUACUAUAGCUUCGGAAGCCUUAAGGAAGAUGUCUUAA